AUGGGGUCAAUGAAUUAUAAUAGAGAAGAAGGGAAAGCAGCAGAGAAAGACAAGGAAGCUGUGGAAGAAGAAGAAGGUGACAAAGAUACUGAGAAAGUUACUGGAGAUUCUGCGGAAGAAGCUGAAAAAAGUGAGAAUGAUGAGCAAGAGGAUGAUGAAGAAAAGGCUGAGGAUGAUGAAAAAAAGGAGAGCAGUGAUAAUGAUGAGCAAGAGGAUGAUGAAAAAAAGGCUGAGGAUGAUGAAAAAAUGAGAACAGCUGAGAGGAGGAGAGUAGAGACGGAUGCAGCGUGGAGGAGAAUUCUUUUUGAAUCUGACAAUGAUGAAGAUGUGAAGAAGAAAGAGGCUGAAAAUGAAUCCGAGGAAACUCCUAAAACUCCAUGUGAUUUUGAAGAAGAGGAAGAAAAAACUGAGGAAAAUGAUGAGAAUUUAUUGGAGGAAGAGAAAAAAGAUGAGGAAGUUGUAGAGGAGAGUCCCAACGGAGAACAUGCUGAAAAAACGGAGGAAGAAGAAGCAAAACCCGAGGAAAAUGGUGAAAAAUACACUGAAGAAGAGAAGCAAGGCCGGUACAUGGUUGUUUACAAAGGAAGUGAAGAGAGGAAGGAAGCUAAGAAGAAAGCUGAGACUGAUGGUGGAGCUAAGAAGAGGGGCAGACCGAAGAAGGAUGAGACCGAUGGUACAGCUAAGAAGAAGGCUGAGACUGAUGGUGCAGUUAAGAAGAAGGGCAGACCAAGGAAGGAAUCAGCUACUCUGGUAGAAUGUACGCCAAGGAAGAAGAGAAAACCUCCGUGGCUACAGAGUCCCUUCACGAAUGUGAAGACCGAAGACAUUGAAGGGCCGACGGAGAAGCGUAAAACAAAGGCUUAG
Brassica napus (rape) is the source of this 864-nucleotide messenger RNA. RefSeq lists its product as uncharacterized. The record is from RefSeq and is a predicted model, not a curated record. Lineage: Eukaryota; Viridiplantae; Streptophyta; Magnoliopsida; Brassicales; Brassicaceae. The coding region runs from base 1 to 864 and encodes 287 amino acids. The transcript is spliced from 3 exons.